AUGGCUUCCCAAAUUGCAAAGGUCACCAAGGAUCUGACCACUACUGCAGAAAUGCGGAAAUCUACCCAGAUGCUGAUGCAGCCAAACGCAAACUGGGAGGAGUUUCUGACUCCUUCUCCCCUCUCCAUCGCCAUCAUGGGGGAGUUAGUCUUGUUCUCCUCAGGCCCAGACUUCUCCAUUAACAAGAACCCCCCAAAAGAUGGAUUCAAGCACAUAAAGUACCCAGAAUCCUUCAGGGAGGCUGUUAUGCAAGUCUGUAACUCAGGCUGGAAGGCUUUCAACAUCGCCCAUAAGAAUAUGGAUCAAAUCCGCAUUCACACUGCCUCUGUUCCGGAACACAUGAAAGAUGCAGUGAAAAUCCUCUAUCAGGGAAAUGAUGAAAUGAUUGAAAAACUUUUUCCAAACGAGUUGAAAAGCAUCCUCACCAUAGCAGAUGAAUGUGUGGAGCUAGCAGAUGGUGUAGAACAGAAAUAUAAUGAUGUCAUCUGUUUAAUCCAGGAGCUGCUGGAAGCCUGCGUUAAUGCUGAACACAUUUAUGGAGAAGACCUGGAAGAGGUUACGAAUAAAAUUAAGCAAAAUAAAUUGAGAGAACAGAGUGCAAGAGAGCUAAAUGAAAAAUAUACUAAAGCAAUGGAGGCCAUGGAAAAGCAGGUUGAAGAAGCAGAAGAAAAGCUCAAAUCAUCAAUGAACUCCCUCCCAACAGGGAUGGAGAUGGUUGGCAUGGAGAUGGCUCAUACAAUGAGACAGACAAUCUCUACGAUGGUUAGUCCAGUUUUUAUAUUGGCCAGGCAGGACCAAGCAAAGUUUGAGUCAGGAUUGAAUGCAAUGGCUGCCACCGCUGAAAAUUUGGCACAACCAGAGGGUGGACCACAAUCCAAGACUGAAACAGUGGACUCAGUCUCAGACAUAGAGAUCUACAGCAAGUCUUCACAGAUUCUUAUUCUAACAAAAACAAUCCUAAAUUACAUGAAUAAAGUAGAGAUAAACUGGAAAGAGCUAUAUGACCAGAAAAACGAGAGCAAUUUUGAAUUUAUCAAACAACAGUUUAAAAGGAUCUCUACGGAUAUAGCAAAGGCCCCAAAGAGCAAAGCCAAGGACAAAGCUUUGUCUCUGUGCGAUGAUGGCAUUGCCAUCUGUGAACAGCUGUCUAAGUAUUCUCCAGAUCAGAAAUGGGAUGAGAAAACAACAGAAAAGCUGAUUAAAGAAGCAAAGAAGCUGCACCAAGAUGCUAUGCAGUUUGACACUAAGAGUAAAAUGAAGUGUGGUGUUCCUGCUAUUGCUCCCACACCUCCAAUGAUGGCCACAGCACAGGCGAAUGCUGGACAACAGUCUGCAGAGCAGCAAGCAUCAGAGAAGGCAUUUUCCUGCAUCAAGCAGAGCCGAGAACAGCUGAAGCAAUCCAGAGAAGAAUAUAACAAGACUAAGAAGCGCAUGGAGACAACCCUGAGAGAGCUGACUGACAUCCUGGCGGACAUGCAUCUCUGCUGUUUUAAAGAGAUUGACUUUGACAAAGCAAUCAAAAUGCUGAUGAAAGGUAUGGAUGCCAUGUACCAAGGGAAAAAGCAGUGGCAGAAGAUGGUGCGCUUCUUCAAGAUGGUGGCCAAUAUUGUGAAAACCAAUCUUUCAAAAACCAGGAAAAAGUUUGGGCAGAGGGCUGAACAUGUACAAACACUGUCCCACAAUUCUAAGCGCUUUACCAAAGACCUGCUGCACAACCAGGCCUUUCAAGCCUCCAACAUCGCCAGCCUGGUCCAUAUGAUCUCAGGGACCUACUGUGAAGUGUCCAACAAAUACCUGAUGGACGGAGUGAGCAGCCUGGGUAAGCUCAUGACUAUGGAUAAGGACAAGCCAGAGUUCCUCCAAGAGCGCCAAAAACUGCAGAAUUCCUGCAAAGAAGCUCAAGACAGCAUCCUAAAAUUGGUCCUAAGCAACAAGGAAGAGUUGGAGAAAAAUACAGAGACCAGAAUGAAAGAAAUUGAAGAUGGGCUGAAGAUCAUUCUGCUUGCUUUUGACCCAGAGGAAACUACAAGGAUCCAAGAAAUUGUUUAGGCCAGCAUGAUGGACGAAGACCUGGAUGAAUUGGUUUAGACAAAUUUUGUUGCAUUUUCUAUAAAAACCAAAGAGCAUGUAUGGAUAAAGAUGCAGUAGUUAUAAAACUGUAAUCAUGUGUGAGUGUUUCUGUUUCUAGAUAAACAGAUUUCAUGUAAUCAAACUAACAACUUAUUUCUGCAUAAUCACUGGUUUCCUGAUAAAUAAGAUUUGAUGUAAAACGUUUUAAGAGAAUUCUGAAGCGUGGUUGUGGCCUAAUAUUCAUGACUUCAUAAUAAACAAAAAUAUUAACAACUAAA
Molecule: messenger RNA, 2348 nt
Organism: Oryzias latipes (Japanese medaka)
Lineage: Eukaryota; Metazoa; Chordata; Actinopteri; Beloniformes; Adrianichthyidae
Source: RefSeq, a predicted model, not a curated record